ACGAAGAUCAUCGAGACAACAGAUGAGUGUAUUUGGUUUGACGAAACUUUCCAGUGGCCGGUGGCUCGGCCGAUUGAGAAAGAUGAAUAUAUCGACAUACAACUGUAUAACUAUAACAAGUACCUCAGCAAUAGAUUGAUUGGUGUGUUCCGUAUGAUACUACAGGAGCUGGUAGAAGUUGGCAAUGUGAAAAUAUCUGACAGUUUACUCGAUGCAAAUAAUGUUGUAAUGAAGACAAGUUUGACAUUCGAACUUACAUACAAUGCUCCGGAUGGUUCGGUUGGGAUGUGGCAGAGGGGAGGAUUUGAACCUAUCAAGAAUGAAGAACUACGCGGGAUCCUCACCGAGGAGGAACAGAAUCAGCUAAAUAUAGAUCGUCAGUCUAUUCACAGUAGUAUGAAGGAAGGGGCAGAGGAUAGUGCAGGUGACGUAAUCGAUGGCGAUGAAGAUCGGGAAUCCCUCCACUCGAGCAAUAGUAAAUCUUUGCUCGGAUCACGUCUCAGUAUUUCAUCCAAAACCUCAGGAGGAAAAUCACCGAAAACAAUGAGGCAGCUCGGAACUGUCAUGAAAUUUAUGUUAGCCAAACAACGAGCCUCAGGGAUGGAAGACAGGGAUGAUAAACAAACACUCAUUGAUGAGAUGGAAUCAGAUGCCAGUUUGGAUGCGAAGGCAGCUGAGGUUGCCUCCAUGUUGUCCAGGGUGGCAGGUGAGAAAGAGAUGGACUAUGACCAGGCCAGUGAGACCUCAUCCAUCAUGGCAAACAGCGGAAUUAAAAGAAAAGCCAAAUCUCAAAGCGUAGAGUCUGUGGCAUUGAAGGCACAGGACUUUCAGGUGUGUAUCACAGUGAUAGAAGCACGGCAGCUUGCAGGAUUGAACAUGGAUCCUGUGGUAUGUGUACAAGUUGGAGAUCAAAAGAAAUACACAAGUGUGAAGGAGUCAACUAAUUGUCCGUAUUAUAAUGAGUACUUUGUAUUUGACUUCCACAUGGCACCAGCAAUGUUAUUUGACAAAAUCAUCACACUAACGGCUAUGCAUUCCCGAAAUUUUCUCAGUUCGGGCAAGAAGAUUGGUUGCUUCAAAUUUGAUGUGGGAACUGUUUAUUCUAAGAUGGAUCACCAGUUUUACCAUAAAUGGGCGAUGUUAAUGGACCCUGAGGACAUGAGUGCAGGGGUCAAAGGUUAUCUCAAAUGUGAUAUUGCUGUAAUCGGCAAAGGUGACUCUGUCAAGGUUCCACCAAGGACAGAUAAAGAUGAUGAUGAUAUUGAAGCCAAUCUUUUGUUACCUGAUGGGGUACCGGCUGACAGACAAAGAGCAAACUUUACUGUCAAGAUUUACCGAGCAGAGGGGCUGCCAAAAAUGAACACCAGUGUAAUGGCAAGUGUGAAGAAAGCCCUGACCGGGGAAGGAAAGGACCUUGUUGAUCCUUAUGUUCAAGUUUCAUUUGCGGGGCAUAAAGGCCGCACAAGUGUGAAGAAAGGGUCAUAUGAGCCACACUGGAAUGAACAGCUCGUGUUUUCCGAGAUGUUCCCGCCCCUGUGUCGACGAAUCAAGAUUCAAUUGAAGGACAGUCACAGAGUGAAUGAUGAUAUUAUAGGAACCCACUACGUGGAUCUCGCCAAAAUAGAAAACGAGGGAGAGAAAGGUUUUGUUCCCACAUUUGGUCCUUCCUGGAUCAACCUGUAUGGUUCGAUUAGAGAUUAUCAUUUCCUUGGUGAGCACAACCAUUUAAAUGAUGGCCUGGGUGAGGGUGUGUCUUACAGGGGGCGUGUCUUAGUUUCUAUCAAGACAGAUAUAUUAGAUGCCAUGGAAGGGGGACCAGCAUCUGUUGAAGUGGAACCAACCAUGCCUCUGCCUGAUAACGCUACUGGUCGCUAUGAGGAGUAUUUCUUGUUUGGUUGUUUCCUGGAGGCCUCAAUGAUUGAGAGAAAGAUUGGUGAUAAACCUGUACAUUUUGAGAUGAGUAUCGGUAAUGCGGGUAAUGUAUUAGAUGGUUACAACCCGCCAACAAGACGUGACUCGUCAAGUGAUGAUACGUCGGAAGAGGAGGAAGAUGUGCAGGAAGAUCAUCCUGAUGGUUCCCGGCCUGCUGAUGCCCCAAAAUGGUACAGCAACACCUCGCCACUGAAGCCUACAACCAGAGAUAAAGUAUACUAUCACUUACCAUUCUAUGAGGAGAAACCGUGCGUGUAUGUGAGGGAGAUGUUUGAGGAUCAUAGACGGAGGAUGUACAACACAAAUAUCCUCGAAAAAAUUGCAGAAAAACUGGAAGAUGGAAUAGCUGAAGUGAAUGAGAUGAUAUCACAGGAACAGCCAUUUCCUGAAAAACGUUUACGAGGGGUGUUUGAGGAGUUAGGUGCAGCAUGUUCAAAAUUUGUCUCCCUUGUAAAAGGAACCGGGGGAGGAGGGUCGGCUGGUAAAACAAGACUUGAUAAAGAACGGCAUAAAUUAUUAGUCAGGGAACUUGACCAGAUGUCGACAUUGUCUCGGACCAUGAAGGCCACUACAGCAAAGAGCAACCUGAAAGAUAAAAUACGCUCAGCAAUGCAGUAUUUACAGAAAAUUAAAGGUCUUAUGCAAGAGCCGCAGCACGCAUUACCGGAUAUAUUUAUAUGGCUAGUGAGUGGUAAUAAAAGGAUCGCCUACCAAAGGCUACAAGCUCGUGAUAUUGUUUACUCCAUUGUGGACGAGGAAUGUGGCAGAGAUUGCGGAAAAGUGAAAACUCUUCUGCUUAAGUUACCAGGAAAGAAAGCUAGCAGCCAAGCAGGUUGGUCAAUCCAAGCCAAACUUCAAGUUUACCUGUGGUUAGGCUUGAGUAAACACAAGAAAGAUUACCUGGCUGGUUUACCACAUGGCUAUGAGGAGAGUAAGCCACUGAAACUGUCCAUCAAACCUCAGUGUGUGCCCCCGCCUCUUAUAUCCUAUACAGAGAAGCAGGUGUUCCAAUUACGAGGUCACAUGUAUCAAGCGAGAAGUUUGAUUGGUUCAGAUGCCUCGGGACUGUCGGAUCCAUUUGCUCGUAUAGCGUUUGGAGACCAGUCUGUAUGUACCCAGGUGAUAGAGGAGACACUCAGUCCGACGUGGGAUGAGAUGUUGAUUAUACACGAGGUCACGAUGUACGGUCUGAUGCAAGAGAUCGCAGAGAGCCCGCCAACCAUUAUUGUCGAGGUGUUUGAUCAGGAUAAAGUG
Messenger RNA from Ruditapes philippinarum (Manila clam), 3186 nucleotides. Its product is annotated as otoferlin-like. Gene Ontology annotation, cellular component: membrane. Gene Ontology annotation, biological process: plasma membrane organization. The record is from RefSeq and is a predicted model, not a curated record. NCBI's taxonomy places the organism in Eukaryota, Metazoa, Mollusca, Bivalvia, Venerida, Veneridae.